AUGUACAGAAGUGAUCUGAGUACAGAGUUUGCAGUUCGUGAUUUGGGCAAUCUCAAUUAUUUUUUGGGUAUUGAGGUAAUUCAACAUGGUGGUUCAAUCAUACUCAGUCAGCGCAAGUAUAUUGCUUAUUUGCUUAAACGUACAACAAUGAAUGGUGCAAAGACUGUCUGUACACCUCUUGCAGCCAAUACAAAGAUACUACGAGUCGGCAGCAACAAGUUUGAUAAUCCAACCAUGUACAGGUUUGUUGUAGGAGCUCUUCAGUACCUUCAUCUUACUCGACCAGAUAUUGCUGUUGCAGUUGCAAAAGUUUGUCAAUAUAUGCAUGAUCCGAAUGAGGAACAUUGGGAAUUAGUGAAGCGAAUUCUUCGUUAUCUGAAACACACAGUUGAAUAUGGUCUGGCAAUACGAAAAUCAACUGAUUUAUCACUACAUGCUUAUUCUGAUAGUGACUGGGCAGGCAAUUUAGAUGACAGAUUGUCAACAAGUGGAUAUUGUGUCUACUUUGGUGGCAAUUUGAUAUCAUGGAGUGCAAGGAAACAACACACCGUGUCUAAAUCAAGCACUAAAGCUGAGUAUCGAGGCAUUGCAAUAGCUACAUCAGAACUGGUAUGGAUUCAGUCAUUGCUCAAAGAACUAGGAAUUCCUGUGUCUACUCCUUCUUUAUGGUGCGACAACCUUGGAGCAACAUAUCUUACAGUCAAUCCGGUGUUUCAUGCACGUACUAAACAGAUAGAAAUUGACUACCAUUUUUUCAGAGAAAGAGUGGAUAACAAACAAUUAGAAGUCAAGUUCAUUUCUUCUAAAGAUCAAAUUGCAGACAUCUUCACUAAGGUCCUAGCUUCACCAAGGUUUCAAUAUCUCAGAGACAAUUUAAACAUUCGACAACUCAUGCUCAACUUGAGGGGGCUGUUAAGGAUACAACAACUAAAGCCUAUAUCAGUGGCCUUAUUAGCGCUGAUCCUUUAUCAUGCCAGCUACCAGAGAAUCUUUCCUCAAUCACAGUUCUACGACCUAUAUCAAAGGCAUGAUUUAUGCAAUAUUUCUGUUAUUAUCAUUCAUGUAAUAUCUUCUCUAUUUAGAUUAAUGUAG
This is a messenger RNA of Papaver somniferum (opium poppy), 1092 nucleotides long. RefSeq lists its product as uncharacterized. The transcript has a single exon. The record is from RefSeq and is a predicted model, not a curated record. NCBI's taxonomy places the organism in Eukaryota, Viridiplantae, Streptophyta, Magnoliopsida, Ranunculales, Papaveraceae. Bases 1 to 1092 code for a protein of 363 amino acids.